Molecule: messenger RNA, 606 nt
Organism: Strongylocentrotus purpuratus (purple sea urchin)
Lineage: Eukaryota; Metazoa; Echinodermata; Echinoidea; Camarodonta; Strongylocentrotidae
Product: low affinity immunoglobulin epsilon Fc receptor-like
Exons: 3
Coding region: 109-606 (165 amino acids)
Molecular function (GO): signaling receptor activity
Source: RefSeq, a predicted model, not a curated record
AUUCGAGUUCUUCCUUUUAGAAGCAGCUAGAAGAUUUUUGCCACAUACUGAAGUUAUUUCCGCAUUCUUGUCUCUUUUAUUCAGCGCUAAUUUCACUGGGUUUGCAAAAUGAGUUCAAACUUCACCAUCAGCCUGUUUCUCCUUGCCGCCAUCGCAUGCCUGUCCCAAGGAUGCUGUCCUGAGAGGUUCAUGCAAGUUGGUAACCGGUGCUAUUAUUACAACUCAAAUGAGGUGGAUUGGCACGAUGCACGUCAUGCAUGCAACCGACUUGGGGCGCAUCUAGUCAGCAUCCACAACUAUGAGGAUAGUAGAGAAGUCUAUGUUCUAUGGAAGAGUUUAGUCGACGAUGAUUACCUUAAUACUUGGCACAGGGCCUAUUGGAUUGGACUAAAUGACCUGCAAAACGAAAACGUCUUUGAGUGGAGUGAUGGGACCCCUAUGGAUUACUCUUUGUGGCAUCCCAUCGAACCUAACAACAACAACAAUGGGGAAGAUUGUGUGUCUCCUAAAAACCUUGGUAGCAAUGACUUUGACAGGCAGAAGUGGAAUGACUCCGGCUGCGGAAACAGGAAACCCUACUUCUGCCGCAGAUCUGUCAUCUCCUAA